Molecule: messenger RNA, 2103 nt
Organism: Letharia lupina
Lineage: Eukaryota; Fungi; Ascomycota; Lecanoromycetes; Lecanorales; Parmeliaceae
Exons: 5
Coding region: 1-2103 (700 amino acids)
Source: RefSeq, a predicted model, not a curated record
AUGGAGCUCGUGGCCGUUUUGGAUGUGCUAGUUUUGGUGCUGGGUUUGGCACUCGCGGUGGUAGGCUUCGUGACGAAAUUCUGGUCCACUUGGACUGAAAGAGCUGAAGAACUAGAGCUGGAGCUGGAACUUGACGCAGUAGUACUGGAGCUAGGGACCCCCGUAGAACUGGAACUUGACGAGGAGACGGCAAAACUGGUAGGUAUACUCGAGGUGGAGCCGGAGCUGGAGAUAGAACUUGACGGCUUAGCGGAGCCAGAGCUGGAACUAGAAGCUGAUGUUAUUGAAGAGGAUGGGUUACUCGAAUUUCCUGCAAAGCUGGAGGAGGAGGAGAAAGAUUUAAACGUGCUAGAACUUGACGGGGACGUUGCCGAUCCACUACUGCUGGAACUUGGUGGUAAGGAACUAACGCGGGCGCUGCUGGAAGUAGACGAAGAGGAGCUAAUUGCUGACGCGCUGGAACUUAGUGAUAAGGAAUUAUCGCUGGCGCUGUUGGAAGUAGACGAAGAGGAGCUGAUUGUUGACGCGCUGGAACUUAGUGAUAAGGAACUAACGCUGGCGCUGCUGAAAGUAGACGAGGAGCUGAUUGUUGACGCGCUGGAACUUAGUGAUAAGGAACUAACGCUGGCGCUGCUGAAAGUAGACAAAGAGCUGAUUGCUGACGGGCUGGAACUUGGUAGGGAAUUAACGCUUAUGCUGUUAGAAGUAGAUGAGGAGCUGAUUGCUGGCUCGCUGGAACUUGGUAGGGGAUUAACGCUCGCGCUGCUAGAAGUAGACGAGGAGCUGAUUGCUGGCGCGCUGGAGCUUGGUAGGGAAGAAGUGCUAGACGUUAUUGAUGAAGAAAGGCUACUGCUUGAGGAAGAUCCUGGGACGCUGCUGGAAAAUGAUGAUAAGGAAGUCGUAAGCCCCGUGCUCGAAAUUGAUGAAGAAAGGCUACUGCUUGAGGAAGAUCCUGGGACGCUGCUGGAAAAUGAUGAUAAGGAAGUCGUAAGCCCCGUGCUAGAAAUUGAUGAAGAAAGGCUACUGCUUGAGGAAGAUCCUGGGACGCUGCUGGAAAAUGAUGAUAAGGAAGUCGUAAGCCCCGUGCUCGAAAUUGAUGAAGAAAGGCUACUGCUUGAGGAAGAUCCUGGGACGCUGCUGGAAAAUGAUGAUAAGGAAGUCCUACUGCUUGGAGAAGAUAAUAAGCUUAAGGAAGAUCCUGGGUUGCUACUAGAAGACGCUGACGAGGCACUCCUACUGCUUGGAGAAGAUAAUGAGCUUGAGAAAGAUCCCGGGGUGCUGCUGGAAGACGGCGAUGAUGAGGAAGUUAUGAGCGCUGUGCCAGAGAUCGAUGCGGUAAGACUCGAGCUACUGCUUGGAGAAGAUAAUGAGCUUGAGAAAGAUCCCGGGGUACUGCUGGAAGACGGCGAUGAGGAAGUUAUAAGCGCUGUACCGGAGAUCGACGCGGUAGAACUUGAGCUGCUGCUUGGAGAAGAUAAUGAGCUUGAGAAAGAUCCCGGGGUGUUGCUGGAAGACGGCGAUAAGGAAGUUAUAAGCGCUGUGCUAGAGAUCGAUGCGGUAGAAGUUAAGCUGCUACUUGGAGAAGAUAAUAAGCUUGAGAAAGAUCCCGGGGUGCUACUGGAAGACGGCGAUGAGGAAGUUAAGCUGCUGCUUGGAGAAGAUAAUGAGCUUGAGAAAGAUCCCGGGGUGCUGCUGGAAGACGGCGAUGAGGAAGUUGAGCUGCUGCUUGGAGAAGACAAUGAGCUUGAGAAAGAUCCCGGGGUGCUGCUGGAAGACGGCGAUGAGGAAGUUGAGCUGCUGCUUGGAGAAGACAAUGAGCUUGAGAAAGAUCCCGGGGUGCUGCUGGAAGACGGCGAUGAGGAAGUUGAACUGCUGCUUGAAGAAGAUAAUGAGCUUGAGAAAGAUCCCGGGGUGCUGCUGGAAGACGGCGAUGAGGAAGUUAUGAGCGCUGUGCCGGAGAUCGAUGCGGCAGAACUUGAGCGGCUGCUUGAAGCCGUCGAAGAACUAGAGCUGGAGCUCGAGGAUACGAAGUUUGUGUUGUUAUACAUGUUAAGUCGGUUGGAUCCACCACAGUACUCGGAUGAAUUCGCCUCACAGACGUAG